Drosophila santomea is the source of this 3494-nucleotide messenger RNA. It is a transcript of the gene Rel, whose product is annotated as nuclear factor NF-kappa-B p110 subunit. The record is from RefSeq and is a predicted model, not a curated record. Gene Ontology annotation, cellular component: cytoplasm. Lineage: Eukaryota; Metazoa; Arthropoda; Insecta; Diptera; Drosophilidae. Gene Ontology annotation, biological process: regulation of DNA-templated transcription; canonical NF-kappaB signal transduction; response to cytokine. Bases 490 to 3411 code for a protein of 973 amino acids. The transcript is spliced from 2 exons. Gene Ontology annotation, molecular function: DNA-binding transcription factor activity; protein binding; DNA binding.
GAUAGCUUAAACCUGUUAUCAGGGCAGUGAGCGUUUUGCUCGCGACUCGUGAGCGUUAUUAUUUGUGUUCGCCCAGUGCUUCGCUCAUUUUCGUUCCAGCAUUGGCGUACUGAAGUUCCCCGAUUCGCUGCGGCGACAUUCCAUGCAUUUGCAUCUAUGUAUUAGUUAGCUAAAAUACAUAUAAACAGUGUGUGAUUUCGUUGUGUAAACAACACCCGCGAAUCCAGAAUUCCGUACAUGUUUAUAGUAUUGCCGAUCAAAAAAAUCACACUCGAGUGGUGCGCCUGAAAAACCCGUGAGUCAUCGCGACGUGGCUGCCGCAGAUAAUUUCCCAUCCGCCGAACAUCGGGGAAGUACCUAAAACGAAUGGUCAGCCAUCGGUGGAGCUCGUUUCGAUCAUUAGCGAUCCGAUCGGCGAAGGCAGCGGUACACUUUUGAGUUGUUAAGACGCAAUUAAUUGGAAAUAUCGGAUAUAGAUAGACUACGAACAUGAAUCAGUACUACGACCUGGACAAGGGUAAAAAUGUGCUGUUUAUGAACGAUGCAUCCAGCACCAGUGGCUAUAGCAGCGGUAACUCACCCAACUCCACCACCCAAUCCUUGUCGCCAGCCCACUCCCCGGAAACCAUGGCCCUGCAAACGGAUUUCGCCAAUCUCAAUUUGCCCGGCGGCAAUUCACCACACCAACCGCCAAUGGCAAACUCACCAUACCAGCAUCAGCUGUUGAACAACGACGGAAUUUGCCAAUUGGAUGCUACCAAUUUAAUCAACUCCGCUGGCGUUGGUGUCGGCGUUGCUAAUGUCACCAGUUUCGGCAACAUGUAUAUGGAUCACCAGUACUUUGUGUCCGCUCCGACCACUGUGCCACCGGCCCAGCACUUCGGAUACCAUCAAAAUGGCCUGGCGUCUGACGGCGAUAUCAAACACGUGCCGCAGCUGCGGAUCGUGGAGCAACCGGUGGAGAAGUUCCGUUUUCGCUACAAAAGCGAGAUGCAUGGAACACAUGGAUCGCUUAAUGGCGCCAACUCGAAGCGGACGCCGAAAACUUUCCCGGAAGUCACACUGUCCAACUACGAUGGACCCGCCGUCAUCCGGUGCAGUCUGUUCCAAACGAACUUGGACAGCCCACAUUCCCAUCAGCUGGUCGUGCGCAAGGACGAGCGGGAUGUGUGCGACCCGCAUGAUUUGCACGUGUCCAAGGAGCGCGGCUAUGUGGCCCAGUUUAUCAACAUGGGCAUCAUACACACCGCCAAGAAGUACAUAUUCGAGGAGCUGUGCAAGAAGAAGCAGGAUCGCUUGGUCUUUCAGAUGAAUCGCCGCGAGUUGUCCACCAAACAGAUCCAGGAACUGCAUCAGGAGACGGAGCGUGAGGCCAAGGACAUGAACUUGAACCAGGUGCGGCUCUGCUUCGAGGCAUUCAAAAUAGAGGACAACGGCGCAUGGGUUCCACUUGCACCGCCUGUGUACAGCAAUGCGAUCAAUAACCGCAAGUCAGCACAAACUGGAGAGCUGCGCAUCGUCCGUCUGAGCAAACCCACUGGCGGAGUGAUGGGCAACGAUGAGCUUAUACUGCUGGUGGAAAAGGUCAGCAAAAAGAACAUCAAGGUGCGGUUCUUCGAGGAGGAUGAAGACGGAGAAACCGUGUGGGAGGCAUACGCAAAGUUCCGCGAAUCGGAUGUACACCACCAAUAUGCCAUUGUGUGCCAGACGCCUGCGUACAAAGACAAGGAUGUGGAUCGUGAGGUCAACGUGUAUAUUGAGCUCAUUCGUCCCUCCGAUGAUGAGCGCUCAUUCCCUGCGCUGCCCUUCCGCUACAAGCCACGAAACGUGAUUGUGUCCAGGAAACGCCGUCGAACCUGCUCCUCGGCAAACAGUAGCAGUUCGGGAACUGGCAGCUCCAAUAACUCGCUGGAUCUGCCCAGAACGCUGGGCUUGGCUCAGCCACCGAAUGGCUUGCCAAACCUUUCGCAGCAUGGUCAGACGAUAAGUCAGGAGUUCGGACGCGACAUGCAUCUGAAUGAUUUAAUGGAUUCCGAAAAUUUCCGCAAACUUAUCGAGCAGAACUCUACUGAUCUCGAGAAGAUUUGCGACUUAGGCAUGGGAGAGUUGGUGAAGGAUGGCCAUGGACGGGCGGAAGUGGCAUCGGGUCGUAAUCUCACCAGUAAAUACUUGAACACCAUAUUCAAAAUCUUCGAUCAGGACCGCCGAACGCCGAUGGAAAGCUCACACCGCCAAGUGGAGGAGCUGUUCACGGAUCAUGCCUUGAAUAACGAAAAUAAUGACACGCUCUUGCACGAGGUGAUUAGCCACAAAAAGGACAAUCUGAAGCUGGCCAUCAAGACGAUACAGGUGAUGAACUACUUCAACCUAAAGGAGCUGGUCAACAGCGCAUUGAAUGCGGAUGGUGAUAGUGCCCUGCAUGUGGCGUGCCAACAAGAUCGAGCACACUACAUUCGCCCUUUGCUGGGCAUGGGCUGCAGUCCAAAUCAGCAAAAUCAUGCGGGAAAUACCCCACUGCAUUUGGCAGUCAAGGAGGAGCACUUGAACUGCGUGGAAAGCUUCCUUAAUGGAGUGCCAACCGUACAAUUGGACCUCUCGCUGAAAAACGACGAUGGUCUGACGCCUUUGCACAUGGCCAUACGGCAGAACAAGUACGAUGUGGCCAAGAAACUGAUCAGCCAUGAUCGGAGCUCGAUUAGCGUGGCCAACACAAUGGAUGGUAAUAAUGCUCUGCACAUGGCCGUUCUGGAGCAGAGUGUGGAGCUGUUGGUGCUCAUUCUGGAUGCCCAAAAUCAAAACCUUACCGACAUCCUGCUGGCACGUAAUGCAGCCGGCUAUACACCCUUAGAAUUGGCCAGGCACAAGGCCAAUGAGCGGGUGGUAAAGUUGCUGGAGAAUGUGUAUCCGGAGAAGGGGGAACUGGCCAUGACCUGGAUUCCACGUAAGGUCAAAGAGGAGAUCGAUACAUCAUCGGACGAAAGCAGCGAUGCUGGUCAGCUGGAGAUCAAGUCCGAGGAAAUGGACAUCAAAACAGAGGACGAGGAGUCGGUGGAGCUGGACCUAAGCAGUGGUCGUCGAAGAAUGGAGGUAGAUUCAAGUAAAGACACGGAAAAGGAGCAGGACCCGCUAAACAAACUGCGGUUGCUCCUCUCGAACGAAUUCAUUUACGACCAGCUCUGUUCGCUGCUGAAUAAGCCCUUAGGAUACGGUUCCGAUCCCCAAGAGCCCAAAUGGAAGCACCUAGCCCGCCAGUCCCAUCUGCAGCAGUUCACCUUCAUAUGGCUGGGUGCGGACGGCCUGUUGGAUCACGUUCGAGAAAAAGGCGCCAGUGUGGAGUUUGCAACCUUUGUUCGCGCCCUGCAGGCAGUCGAUCCGCAGGCUUACGCCCUGCUGGAUCGAGACUUACGUUAGGCUUUAGGUUACCCCAUCCUCUCUCGGAGAUGAUACCACUUGCUUGUGUAUUGAAUGUUGAUCAAUAAAGUACCUUAGAUUUA